UCGUGGAAACGGUUUGUUGAUGGCGGAUGUCAGAGACGAUUGUUCGAUACGGAAUUGCUUAUAAACAACGUGACGCUAAAAUGAAACUCAAGCGGUUCCUUCUCAGAUAUUAUCCACCGGGGAUAAUCCUGGAAUACGAAAAAGAAGGAUUAUUGAAGACCAAAUCGAUGGACCUGUUGGAUUUGACUCCCGAAACAAACCCAGAUGAGUUGUUGGCAGAGAUCCGUCGGUCAGAACCUCUGGUCACAGAGUCCCGGGCUGAUCAGGUCAAACAGCUGAUCCUUCGCCUUCAGCAGAAACAGGGCCACAAGGACCAGCACGGGUUCUGUUUCUCUAAGAGCCUUAAAGCACACAUACUGCCGCUGACAAAUGUUGCCUUUAACAAAUCAGGGUCACGGUUCAUAACGGGGAGCUAUGACAGGACAUGUCGAGUUUGGGACACAGCCUCAGGAACCGCUGUGCACACUCUGGAGGGCCACAGGAACGUGGUUUAUGCAAUUGCAUUCAACAACCCCUACGGAGACAAGAUUGCCACCGGCUCCUUUGACAAGACGUGCAAACUGUGGUGCGCUGAGACGGGCAAAUGUUUUCAUACCUUUUGCGGUCACACGGCAGAAAUAGUGUGCCUGGCAUUCAACCCCCAGAGCACACUGGUAGCCACAGGUAGCAUGGAUGCCACUGCCAGGCUGUGGGAUGUGGAGACUGGGGAGGAGGUGGCCAAUCUGACUGGUCACACUGCAGAGGUCCUGUCUCUGUGCUUUAACACGGUGGGAAAUCAGCUGGUCACCGGCUCCUUUGACCACACCGUUGCAAUAUGGGAUGUGGCUUCAGGAAGACGUGUCCACAUUCUGACCGGUCACGGAGGGGAGAUCAGCAAUGUUCAGUUUAACUGGGACUGCUCCCUCAUAGUCACAGGCUCCAUGGACAAAACCUGCAAGUUGUGGAAGGCAGUCAGCGGGAAGUGUGUGGCCACCAUGGCUGGGCACAGAGAGGAGGUGCUGGAUGUGUGUUUUGAUCUGAGGGGCCAGCUCAUUGCCUCCGCGUCUGCCGAUGGUACAGCGAGAGUGUUCAGUUCUACCACACAUCAGUGUCUUGUGACCCUGGAGGGCCAUGAUGGAGAGAUCUCCAAGCGUGUAGCUACAUCUCUCCUGGCCAUGACUAUCUGUUUCAGCCCCCAAGGCAGCAGGAUCCUGACUGCCGGCUCCGACAGGACGGCCCGUCUGUGGGACGUUCAGUCCGGAGUCUGCCUACAAGUCCUGCAGGGGCACACCGACGAGAUCUUCUCCUGCGUCUUCAACUACGAGGGGGACACUAUCAUUACAGGAAGCAAGGAUAACACAUGCCGGAUCUGGUACUGACCCCCUCAGAGGAUGAGGGGGGCAUAUACAGUACAUGGACACAACAGUUCACCAUGUGUAUAUCACUGUGUGGAAGUCCCUUUGAGGUAAAAGAGAGUUCUAAAAAAAAAGGGCUAUAAGGAGGCAAUUAGUUGAGCUUAGCAUGCAGACUUAGAGCAGCAGAACACACAAACCUCGCUCUGUUUGAGUUCAAAACUACGCCUACCGGCCUAUUCUGCCUCACCUUCAUGAGCCCAUUAUCAGCUAACAACUUCUUCUGAUAUUUUUGUUUACACUGUUUGUACGCAUCUGCGAUGCACACAAAACAUUGUUUUCUGAAAGCACAAUAAAAUGAUGUUUUUUCCAUCAACAUAGCUGCUGGUUUAUAACCAGUUUAUAACCAGUUCAUUCAAGUGUUGAGUUGCCUUUCUGCUGAAUGUUACAAAGUGAUCAACUGUGCUGGUAUUUCACAUCACAGCAAUUUAUUGAUGUCAAAAGAUAAAUACAUUCAGUUCUACCGUGACAGUUUACAGCUGAAUUGUGUGCUUACCCCCCCCUCCCCCUCAUCCCCCUCCCCCAACACUAGUGAACCACUCAGUAGAGAAAUGAACAGACCUAUUUCACGUACAAAUUUGACAUUACAAACCUCACUGCGUCGUCCUGACAUAGUAAAAGCUAAAAAGAGCUGUCCACUACUCCAAGGUGCAGAAGUUCCAAAUCUACAGUAUAUACAGCACAGCUAUCCAAAAUAAUCAGUUCCAAAGUAACAGGAAUAAGAUAACAUACUUACUUAGAACUGAAUUUCAAAGUCACAACAGAGGUGGGUACGUCGGCCGAUGGACACAACACAGAUAUGGACAUUUCGCUUUUUGUCAAGCAAAUGUGCACUUUUAAGUCAGUAGGAGGUGAAACAACUUUU
Molecule: messenger RNA, 2256 nt
Organism: Pungitius pungitius (ninespine stickleback)
Lineage: Eukaryota; Metazoa; Chordata; Actinopteri; Perciformes; Gasterosteidae
Gene: daw1
Product: dynein assembly factor with WDR repeat domains 1
Exons: 14
Coding region: 27-1358 (443 amino acids)
Molecular function (GO): protein binding
Source: RefSeq, a predicted model, not a curated record